Equus caballus (horse) is the source of this 4111-nucleotide messenger RNA. It is a transcript of the gene HCAR1, whose product is annotated as hydroxycarboxylic acid receptor 1. Gene Ontology annotation, molecular function: G protein-coupled receptor activity. Lineage: Eukaryota; Metazoa; Chordata; Mammalia; Perissodactyla; Equidae. Gene Ontology annotation, biological process: G protein-coupled receptor signaling pathway. The record is from RefSeq and is a predicted model, not a curated record. Gene Ontology annotation, cellular component: plasma membrane.
GAUCAUCAUGUUUGGCUUUUUUGAACAGCCAGUGCGAAACUCAGAGCCAAGUCCUCUUUUGCAAACAGCCGAGGGAGGAACUGGGUCCCAAAGAGCCUGUCUUGUGGAGACAGAUCCAUGAGAAGUGGCUUCAGAUCCAUUUCAUGGUCUUGCUGGUUGUGCAACUGGUCACUUACUUGGGUCCAUGGAAGGAUGCAAAGGGUCAGAGCUGCGAAUGGAGGCAGGAAAGGCAACGUGCUUCAAGGAAUUUUUCUAACAACCAACAAGUGCCGUUUUCAGAGCUUUUUUCCUCCGCAGACCCUUCUGAUUUUUGAGUGCUGUAUUUCUGGAUGUGGGUAGAGGAAAUGGUUCUGAGGACUGGAGAACAGAGCCUCCCCACUGGCACGGCCUGGGAGUGCCCCCUGGGACAAGGAGAGGACAGGGCGGUCAGGCAAAGGUUAGGGAGGAAAGCAGAAGCAGAGGCCCAGAACGGCCCCAGGAAGUGUUUGUAUUUCUCCUCUGGGAGGGAAGACAAACAAGCUUUUCUCCUGCCUUCUGGGCAGCUCUGCGCGCUCUCCAGCACAGAGUGAGUCUGAGGAGAAGGCGUGAGGCUGCAAACAAGAACCAUUCUGGGGCUGGACCCCACAACUCCCCUCCAGUAUGAAUCGCAUCGGAGCUGCCAGAUGCUUCCCAGAAAUGAUCACUUGGGCGUAAUUUCAUGAGUUUCAAAGCCUGGAGGUGCUCCAGGCUUCGGCUCCCAGGGACACAGGCAGCUUGUGACCCAGGCUCCAGAGAAAGGACUUCCCUGAAUCACUCGUUUCCCAGCUGAAGUUGCUGUUCUCCGUGGAGCGCCUGCAUCCACCCACACGUGCAGCACCUGCAUCCUGGAGUGAAGAAGUUGGUAGAACAGCAGCUGUGUGAGCAGUAGCAUUCAGAUAAGCAUCUGUGUCUUUGCGGGGACUCUACAGCCUGGCACACAGAGCACUUGUCCUGUGUCCACUAUGGACAACGAGUCGUGCUGCCUCAUCGAGGGGGACCCCAUCCCUCAGGUGAUGCCACCACUGCUGAUCCUGGCCUUUGUUCUUGGCGCCCUGGGCAAUGGCAUUGCCCUGUAUGGUUUCUGCUUUCACAUGAAGACCUGGAAGCCGAGCACUAUUUACCUUUUCAACUUGGCAGUGGCCGACUUCCUUCUCAUGGUCUGCCUGCCCUUUCGGACAGACUAUUACCUCAGGCAUAGACAGUGGGCCUUUGAGGAUAUUCCCUGUCGGGUGGUGCUCUUCAUGAUGGCCACGAACAGGGCUGGGAGCAUCGUCUUCCUCACGGUGGUGGCUGUGGACAGGUAUUUCAAAGUGGUCCACCCCCACCAUAUGAUGAACACCAUCUCCAACCGGACUGCGGCUGGCAUCGUCUGUGCCCUUUGGACCAUGAUCAUCCUGGGGACUCUGUAUCUUUUGAUGGAGAAACAUCUGUGUGUGCAAGGGGAGACUGUAUCUUGUGAGAGCUUCAUCAUGGAGUCAGCCAAUGGCUGGCACGACGUCAUGUUUCAGCUGGAAUUCUUCCUGCCCCUCGGCAUCAUCUUGUUUUGCUCCUUCAAGAUUAUUUGGAGCCUGAAGCAGAGACAGCACCUAGCCAGGCAGACGCGGAUGAAGAAGGCCACCCGGUUCAUCAUGGUGGUGGCAGCGGUAUUUGUCACGUGCUACCUGCCCAGCGUGUCAGCCAGACUGUACUUCCUCUGGACGGUGCCCUUGAGCGCCUGCGAUCCGUCUGUCCACAUAGCCCUCCACGUUACCCUGAGCUUCACCUACAUGAACAGCAUGCUGGACCCCCUGGUGUAUUAUUUUUCAAGUCCUUUGUUCCCCAAAUUCUACGCCAAGCUCAAAAUCGGCAGUCUGAGACCCAAGCGUCCAGGACGCUCCAAGACACGGCGGCCGGAAGAGAUGCCAGUUUCGAGCCUCUGUCACAGGAGUUGCACCAGUGUAACAAAUAGCUUCCAAAGCUAGCCUGAUGUCCAGUGGGAUCUCCAAACGUGCUGAAUGGCACUAAAAAAGGCAGACACACUAAAGCGAGGAGGACAGAUUGGCGACUUGGAAAGAAUUUGUGCUAAGGGGGAGGGGCUUUGAAAAUGCCACCCUUUCUUAGCUGUAUCCUCCUCACUGUUGGAUGUGAAACUCAGGUUACUGUGCCUUUUUGAAAGGUUCCAAUUGAGAAGUGAGUAGGUUGCAUUUAUAUAAUCUGAUUACAAUGACGGGGAUGAUAUAUGCACGGAGUGGGGCAUGUAUGUGUUGGGGCGGGGGGUUAGGAAGAGCUCGGCUCCUGUGUAAUUUUGAACAGCUGAGUAAAUACAUACCAAUGUUUAAACCAGUUAUGUUCUCUCUCUGGGGAAGUUAGUGAAGUUAAUAACUUAUCAGUAUUUCCUGUCUUCCGACCUUCAAUCGUUACUUGUCUCGGGAAAUAGAAACUGGAGUAAGUCAAUAAUUUUAUUUCAAGCUGAGUGAGGCUCUUUAGAUUGGGAGGUCCUGAUCCCGAUGAUUUUCGUCUUCAUGGGGCCCCCUUACAUUGUUGACUUCUCAGUUGCCGGAGAAGAAUGACUGCAAAACAGUUCGAUCUGACCUUCUUCAGACUCCGAAUUUUUCUGCAAGUCUUUACAUUUCAAAGAAGGUGCUGAGGGCUAUGUUUACCUGCCCUGAUUUUUCCAGUGGGAGCCGACUGCUUGAAAAAAUCCCGUUAGCCUUAGGGAAGUGCUGAGUCUGGCAUUAUAGCUUUUGACUGCUUGUUACGUGACUAUGAGUUGAAGUUAUUCAUUCAUUCAUUCUCCAUGUCUUUACUGAAUUCAUGUUCUGUGCCAGGCACUGUGCUAGUGUCCCUUUUAGCUGGAGCGUCGUUAGUCAACCCUUGUGUGACAGCAAAGUCUUUUGGGGGCGGGGUGCAGGCAGGGAGGUUAAUGACCUCCGCCUUUUCAAUGAAUAUAGUUUCUAGACCUGUUCUCUGCAAACAUCAGUAUUUCCCUCUUAUUGCAGGAUUCUGUACAAACAUGAAAGGGCAAGAAGGCUAAGUGUCCUUAUGCACAUAAGUUCCCAAACAUAUACCUGGAGCCCUCAGAACUAGAUGAUUCUAUGAAAUGAUAGGCAGCCCUGCCCUAGAUUAGGAAGAAAGAUUUCAAACCAAUCUUAGCUCUAUUCUCAAGCCACGAAGUGGUGAAAGUUGUUCUCAGCUCCUUUAUUUACACUUUGUCAAAUUUCCAGUGUACUCUCUGCACUUAAGGACCUUACCAACUUUUAGUUCUUUGGCCUCAGAACACCCCUUCAGCUGUCCUUAUUUCCUUUUUCAGAGGCACUUUGCAUUGCCUAGUGAUGAAAAGUAGGGGCUGUAGAAAGUCUGAUGAACCUAAGUUUGAAUCCUAGCCUAACCUCUUACUAGAAGUGUGAUCUGGGGAGAAGGUUUUAUUUAACCACUUUUAGCUUCAAUUUCCUCACCUGUCCAACCGGGGUAACAAUAAUGUUGACUUCAAGAGAUCGUUGGGUGGAUUCAAUGAAGGUAGGAUCCUGAAGCAUAGAGACCUUGUUCACUGUGGUACCCCCAGGGCCUAGAAGAAGGCCUGUACACAGCAGGUGCUCAAUAAAUAUUUGACUGCAUGAAUAAGUGCAUGUAAAGAAUUAAGCGCAGUGUCUGGCAGUAAGUACUCGAUAUUAUGACUUAUUGUAUUAACACAUCUUACACAUAAAGAAACUGAGGCAUGGAAGCAACUUCCCCUGGGGUUCAGAGCCGCUAAGUAGCUGCUGCAUUGUCACCACCUAAAGCCGCCUGCUCCCCAGCUGCUUGGGAAGGAGCAAAAGUAAGCAUUCCGAUCAGCGUCAAGGAACAUAUGUCCUCCUCGUAGAAAUCUGUGAAAACCCGCACUUCUGCUUUGAAUUCUAUUCUUAGCUUGAAUUCUUUCCUGGGCUGCUCCUUUCUUGCUUCAUCUUAAUAAAAAUGAGUUCCUGAAGAAAAUCCGUGUCCUGUGUAUGACCCUGUGUUAAAAGACUUCUUAAAACUUUACCCUCCAAAGAAAACAGGCAGACGUUCUCACUAAAAACCAGCAAGAACAAACAAAAAGAAAGAAAAAUCAAACAAAAACCCAAAGACAGUCUUGACU